AUGGGUAUUUUCUCUGAUGUGUCUCCCACCACUUAUGAGCGUCUGCCGCAGCAUGAGCGAAUGGCUCGAGAUCUUGCUUCAGAGCACCCCCAUCAAGAUCCCUCUAUGAUGCUGCAUGAAUUGAUACAGUCGUUAGAUACACAAACCGAUUUGGUGUUUCAUGUAAUUUCCGCUGAGAGUGUGCCUGUUGUUCGUCGAUUAGUUAAGUUUCUAGAUGAUAUACAACUCAAGGAUUCUGCUACUGAGGUUCUCUUAAGAAUUGUCUGUGAUCCUCACUCACGGAAGUUUCUUGGGUUAGUCAAGGAGUUAGUGAGAGGGAAUCGCCUGGCUGCCUUGGCACUUGAGAUUGUUGCUACUACUUAUCUAAACCUUUGGCAUGUCCUUGAGCAUGAGGAUUUUCUCGAGUCCCUGGGUCAGUUGAAAAAAGAUGAUCCUCUUGACAAUCAGAAAAUAACCGCUCGUACUCUAUUGAAUUUUUAUCAAGACAAGUAUAAACCUGCAUUUAAGCAGGUGAAACCAGCACUCAGAGCUCUUCAUACCCUUGUCUAUUCAGAGGACGAACAAGUGCUAAUAAUUGCAUGUGCGACAAUUUAUUACCUUUAUGCUCCCAACGAUGACUAUAACAAUCUUCAAGGAAUCAUUGACUCCGAUGAUGACAGUCUUCAAGAAAUCAUUGACUCCGAUGAUGACAAUAUUCAAGAAAUCAUCGACUCCGAUGUUUGUCUGAGGCUGGUUGCUCUACUCGAGAAUGAGUCUUCUUCAGUCUUAAGUCUUGCCCUCCGUUGUGUUGGAAGUAUUGUUUCUGAUGUCAGACUCGGACCCUCAAUGCAGAUCUCAACUAUCUAUACAGUAUGGGAUAUGCCAGAUUUUAAAGAAUAUCAUUGCACCAGGAACAGUGAGCAGAUAAAGGCUGUAUUUGAUGCUGGAUUAACAGAACUUCUUCUCAAGUUUCUUGAUUCUGAUAACCUUCAAGUUUUGCAUUGGGUUGCCUGGACAAUUUCAGAUGCUUUUGAGAAUGGGACUGCUGACCAGAUAAAGUUGAUGGUGGAGAAGAAAUUCAUAGAACAUAUGUCUGGUUUACUAGACCGCGGGUGUCCACUUAUUAUCACUUGCGCUACAAGAGGAUUAGUAUAUCUAAUGCGUUUUGCACAACUGUCUGGAGACACUGAUUAUUAUGCUGAGCGUAUCAAACAAUGUGAUUUAGGGGACAAGGUUAAACUGGCUAAGAGGAAGUUCAACCACCUCAGAAGCUUUUGCCCAAUGGAUGAGGCCUCCGUUUUAAUCAAGUACUUAUAUGGCAAUAACUCUCCAUCCAAGUCAAAGCAAGUACUUAUAUGGCAAUAA
Molecule: messenger RNA, 1344 nt
Organism: Lycium barbarum (goji berry)
Lineage: Eukaryota; Viridiplantae; Streptophyta; Magnoliopsida; Solanales; Solanaceae
Product: importin subunit alpha-2-like
Exons: 6
Coding region: 1-1344 (447 amino acids)
Biological process (GO): NLS-bearing protein import into nucleus
Cellular component (GO): nucleus
Molecular function (GO): nuclear import signal receptor activity; protein binding
Source: RefSeq, a predicted model, not a curated record